Mytilinidion resinicola is the source of this 3823-nucleotide messenger RNA. RefSeq names its product DNA mismatch repair protein MutS. Gene Ontology annotation, cellular component: nucleus; MutSalpha complex. The coding region runs from base 1 to 3612 and encodes 1203 amino acids. Lineage: Eukaryota; Fungi; Ascomycota; Dothideomycetes; Mytilinidiales; Mytilinidiaceae. The record is from RefSeq and is a predicted model, not a curated record. The transcript is spliced from 6 exons. Gene Ontology annotation, biological process: mismatch repair. Gene Ontology annotation, molecular function: mismatched DNA binding; ATP-dependent DNA damage sensor activity; ATP binding.
AUGGUCCGGGGCAUCGAAGGCAACGAGAUGUCAACUCCGAAGCCCCCCACGCUCAAGAAAGCCGCCUCCGCCUCGCAGUCUGCCAAAAGCCAGAAGUCCAUCUUGGGCUUCUUCCAGAAGAAGACGGAUACUGGCUCCAGCCCUGCUCCCGCCUCCUCACCACCAGACCCCACUCCUGUGAAGAAGGAGACGCUGUCAUUAAGCAGCAAGAAGAUCUUAUCCGUCCGUCGGACCGCCACAGCGGCAUUGACGCCGGCCCCGAGCAGCGACCCCCCAGAACCAUCCAGUCCCGUCUACAGUGAGACCGAAGCUGGGAGAGGGAAGAACAAGGAGAAUGGUCUGCCAUCUCCAGGAAAAAAACCCGUGAGCUACGCCGAAUCCGACGACGAAGAUGACGAGGUCUUCCAACCAAUAUCUGCAAACGCCAGAAAAGGCCGGGCUACAAAACGGAGGCGUGUCAGUCUGGAGGACUCGGACGACGAGUUUGGUGUGGAUGCAGCUACGGAGGAGGCUAUGCUAGAAGGUAUGUUAACUAAAAACAUGGAAGAUUUCAUUGUCCCUGACGACUCAGACGAAGAUGCUGUUGUCCCGCAGAAGCGCAAGCGCCAGCCUGCUAAGCAAUCGCGAAGCAAGUCAUCGCCUCUGCCGGCACCACCUCCCCCAGCGGACGAUGACAACGAAGACAUUGAAAUGCAUACGGUCUCGACAGCACAACAAUGGACAUACGACCCUGAGAACCUCGAGCCCUUACAGCCUCGCUCCACAAACGUCCCAGCCAAGAAGCCAAAGGACAAAAAUAUGAAACAAAAGGCACACGUUACAGAACCGGAGGCAAGAUACCCUUGGUUGGCCAAUCUUCUGGAUGCUGAUAGGAACCCCCCUGGUCAUCCUGACUAUGAUCCUCGAAGCAUAUACAUCCCGCCACUAGCUUGGACCAAAUUUUCUGCGUUCGAGAAGCAGUACUGGGAGAUCAAGCAAAAGUUCUGGGACACCAUCGUGUUCUUCAAGAAGGGCAAGUUCUACGAGCUUUACGAGAACGACGCCACCAUUGGACAUCAACUCUUCGACCUUAAGCUCACAGAUAGAGUCAAUAUGAGAAUGGUCGGCGUCCCUGAAGCUUCCUUAGACACUUGGGCCAAUCAAUUCGUCGCAAAAGGUUUCAAGAUUGCAAGAGUAGAUCAGAUGGAAUCCGCUCUAGCAAAAGAGAUGCGCGAGAGAGGCGGAGAGAAGGCGGCCAAGGCGGACAAGAUUAUCAGGCGAGAGCUUGCUGCUGUGCUCACAGCCGGAACUUUGGUAGAUGGUGGCAUGCUUCAAGAUGACAUGGCGACCUUUUGCGUCGCCGUGAAGGAGAGCGAAAAGGAUGGCCUGCCUGUCUUCGGCAUUGCGUUUGUCGACACCGCCACGGCGCAGUUCCAGUUGUGCGAAUUCGUUGACGAUGCCGACAUGACAAAGUUCGAGACCUUCGUCGCCCAAACCCGCCCUGGAGAGCUCUUGUUAGAGAAAUCCUGCAUCUCUGCUCGAGCUCUGAGAAUUCUCAAGAACAACACCACUCCAACCACGCUCUGGAACUAUCUAAAGCCAGAAAAGGAGUUCUGGUCUGCUGAUAUUACAUCUCGCGAAAUUGACGCCAGCGAGUACUUUGUCUCGCCUGACCGAGAAAACAUCGAAGCGUGGCCGCAAGUACUUCGCGAGGCAAGAGAGAAAGAAUACGUUAUGUCUGCAUUUGGCGCACUUCUACAGUACCUCAGACUUCUUAAAAUAGAGAGAGACCUGGUCACCCUAGGGAAUUUCGCUUGGUAUGAUCCUAUCAGAAAGGCGACAAGCCUCGUUCUCGACGGCCAAAGUCUCAUCAACCUCGAGAUCUUCGCCAAUACCUUCGACGGCUCCACGAAUGGGACUUUGUUCUCAAUGUUGAAUCGUUGCAUCACUCCAUUUGGGAAGCGAAUGCUCAGGAACUGGGUGUGCCAUCCUCUGGCAGACUCAGUCAAGAUCAAUGCUCGCCUGGAUGCUGUUGACGCUUUAAACGCGGACUCCACGGUCAUGGAACGCUUCACUUCCUCCCUUACCAAGCUGCCCGAUCUAGAACGACUGAUUUCACGCGUGCAUGCUGGGCGAUGCAAAGCUCAAGACUUUCUUAAAGUCGUGGAAGGCUUCGAACAAAUUGAGUACACCAUGACUCUUUUGAGUUCAUUUGGGGAAGGAGAUGGCGUCAUUGGCCAACUCAUAUCCUCAAUGCCCAAUCUGGCUGGUACACUCAAGAAGUGGAAGUCUGCUUUUGAUCGGGAAAAGGCGAAGUCAGAGGGUGUUCUCGUUCCGGAACCAGGCGUCGAAGAAGAUUUCGACGACAGCCAACAGGCGAUUGAUGAAUGCCAGGCCGACCUUGAGAAGCUCCUGAAAAAGGCCAGACGUGAUCUGAACUCCACUGCCAUCAUCUUCAAAGACAAUGGGAAGGAGAUCUACCAGUUGGAGGUCCCUAACAAAAUCAAAGGGAUCCCGAAGGACUGGGACCAAAUGUCUGCCACGGCGAAAGUCAAGCGCUACUACAGUCCCGAGCUCCGGAAGCUCGUUCGUGCUCUUCAGGAAGCCCAAGAAACCCACGGCCAGAUUGUACGAGAUGUUGCUUCACGUUUCUAUGCUCGAUUCGACGAGGACUAUGCUACUUGGCUUGCUGCUAUCAAGAUCGUUGCUCAAUUAGACUGUUUGAUCAGUCUCGCAAGAGCUUCCGCCUCGCUAGGUGAGCCAUCGUGCAGACCCGUCUUCUCGAAUGACAAGAGAACUGUUGUCGAGUUCGAAGAGCUACGCCAUCCAUGCAUGUUAACGAGCGUGACGGACUUCAUUCCAAACGAUAUCAAGCUAGGAGGGGAUACCGCAAAUAUCGACUUGCUCACUGGUGCCAACGCCGCCGGCAAGUCGACAAUCCUAAGAAUGACCUGCAUCGCCGUCAUCCUCGCCCAAAUCGGCUGCUACCUCCCCGCCACCUCGGCCCGCCUGACCCCCAUCGACCGCAUCAUGUCCCGCCUGGGCGCCAACGACAACAUCUUCGCCGCCCAGUCGACCUUCUUCGUCGAGCUCGCCGAGACCCAGAAGAUCCUCUCCGAAGCGACUCCCCGCUCUCUCGUCAUCCUCGACGAGCUCGGCCGCGGCACCUCAUCCUACGACGGCGUCGCUGUUGCUCAGGCCGUCCUCCACGACAUCGCUACCCGCGUCGGCUGCGUUGGGUUCUUCGCUACCCAUUACCGCAGUCUUGCGAGGGAGUUUGAGAUGCAUCCCGAGAUUCGCGCGAAGCGUAUGCGCAUUCGCGUUAAUGAGGAAGACCGCAACAUCACGUUCUUGUAUAAGCUGGAAGAUGGCGUUGCCGAGGGGAGUUUCGGGAUGCAUUGCGCGGCUAUGUGUGGGAUCCCGAGUAAGGUCGUUGAGGCUGCUGAGCAGGCUGCGAAGGCGUGGGAGCACACAAGUCGCCUCGGGGAGCGCAUGGAAGUGCAAAGAGGAGAGGGAAGGGUGUUUCUACCCUUGGGCGUGCAGAGUGAUGUCGCAUGGACGCUGAGGGAGGGGUUGGAGGGCGUUGGGGAGGGGACGUUGGAGGUUCUGAGGAGGGCGAUUGAGGGGUUGUAGGUUUGUGCGGAAAACAGGAGGAUGUAGUGGAGAUUGUGAGCGAGUCGUGUGCGGGUAAUGUGGAGAAGUAUGUUUCUGGGUGUCGGCUGGGGGGAUGGCGUCCUGAGAGAGUAUGCUGUAUAAUAGGCCACAGAGUCUUGAUCAAGGUCUCGCAAUAAUUUUAGAGCGAUUAGCGGGGAAGGUAUUAACUAGGAUUCUCUUUCAUCAUGGC